This is a messenger RNA of Triplophysa dalaica, 3207 nucleotides long. RefSeq names its product RAS (RAD and GEM)-like GTP-binding 1 (gene rem1). Gene Ontology annotation, biological process: negative regulation of high voltage-gated calcium channel activity. Gene Ontology annotation, molecular function: calcium channel regulator activity; GTPase activity; GTP binding. Lineage: Eukaryota; Metazoa; Chordata; Actinopteri; Cypriniformes; Nemacheilidae. The record is from RefSeq and is a predicted model, not a curated record. Bases 1503 to 2399 code for a protein of 298 amino acids. The transcript has 4 exons. Gene Ontology annotation, cellular component: plasma membrane.
AACAAUACGCGUUCAACAGAAGUUUCACAUCAAGGAAACGUGACUAAUGAGAAGCGUCUGAUAAGAUAUGACAUUCAAGCUCAGUUUAAGCAGGAAAUGACAGAAGAUCUACGUCAUGUUUUUGGAGUGGGACGGUGCUAAAAAGAGACAACUUUUCGUGGCCCUGGAUGAUGUCGAAAGACGCUCACCGAGGACCCACGAGACUUACAACUAGGGGCCCGUUCGUUGAGCAGUGUUUAUAGAUUAUGUGCGUAAUGUAAACAUAAGGCACGUUUCACCGCGCACUGAGGCUGAGCUGGCAACGGGAAUCCCCUUAUGUUUGAUGACAAAGACACAUGCAACUUCACAGCGAAUGAGACCAGAAGGUUGUGGAAGUGUAGAGAUGAAUUGAGAAGCCCCUGUGUGGAGAUAACGGUGAGUAGACGAGAUGUGAACUCACUCGGCGAUACCAGCGCGCGAACGCGUGUCAUUGCGCACGAUGGAUGUCCGUGGUCUGGAGCGCGAGUUUGUGACAGCGCGCGAGAUGAGAGAAAUCCUUGAUUCCGCUCGUGAAUAUUUAAAUGCGUUGUGGAAGUCAGUAGGCUGUUGCUAUGACUGCAGCGGUGUAGCGUUUCUGCACGGUCUGUACAUCAACCUGUACUGCGCCCAAACUGAUUGAUUCCUGCAGUUACGGUUCACUUGAUGUGAUCGGUACAUUGGAGAAUAAGCUGCUAUAAGUGGAAAGCAGUCGUUGACGGGCAUGGUUGUGAGUACAUUGCAAAAGUGUUUUUGUUGGAAUCUGUCUAAUUUGUUAUGUUGCUUAGUUUUAUUUAUUGAAAUGCAUGGAUAUGGGGAGGGGGAGUUUACUUAACUAACUACUUCUCUGUUGUCGUUUUUUUACAAUUUUACAUUCCCACAUUUAUUGCGAAAAGAUAGAGUUUAUUGUUCACUGUCAUGUUUAAUAAAAGACUAUUUGAUUACUUUAAGAAGCAUUGAAAUCUGUCACGAAGCAUCAUAUGAAACAAUUUCAACAAUUUGCUAUUGCCAAGAUGUUAUGAUAUUUUAAAUUACCCUACUAACAAAACGACUACAAGAGAAAACAAGCAAUUGUACAAAUUUGAGUUAAGAUACUAACCUUGUGGCAACUUUUCUGUGUGACAACUAGCCCUAAUGUGCCAUGUACGUGUGAUGAAUUGUGACUAAAGGUUUUGUGCGCUGGUUGAAGAGAAAGUUCCCCCAAAAAUAAUGAUAUUGUCAUCAUAUGGUCACCAUCAUGUCAUUUCAAACCUGUAUGACUAUUUGACUAUCCAUACAAUAGAAUAUUGGAUCUGAUGUUGUUUAGUUUACAGUGUUUAGAAUAUGUUGUUAUGUGUUCUGCAAAAGAAAAUCAUACAUGAGGUUGACUAAAUUAUGAAAGAAUUUUCGUUUUUGGGUGAAAAAAGUAUUGUGACAAAAGGAGCUUUUUGUUGUUUGUCCAUCCUAACAAAGUCACUUUUUGUAAUAGGCAUACAAAUGUAUAUAAGAUGACGCUCAACACACAGAAAGAGCGGAAGGAACCCCUAAGAAGAAGAGCAAGUACUCCCAUCCCCUCUUCCCGUCAGGCGACCUGGGGAGAUAGAGACCCCUCAUCUGACCCGUACCACCCUCCGCUCGCCCAAUCAGCCUCAUACCACCCCGGAGACAAGAGCUUACACUCAAGGGCCAACUGGUCUUCAGACUCCGAGUCUGACAGCUCUGGAUCAGAUUGUCUUUAUCGUGUGGUUUUGUUGGGGGAUCAUGGUGUGGGGAAGUCAAGCCUCGCCAACAUCUUCGCUGGAAUACAAGAGAAGGAUGCUCACAAGCACAUUGAAGAGGACACAUAUGAGAGAACCCUCACAGUGGAUGAGGAGGAGACCACCCUAGUUGUAAUGGACACUUGGGAAACAGAAAAACAGGAAGAAGAUGAGAAGUGGGUACAAGAUUACUGCAUGCAGGUGGGCAAUGCUUACAUCAUUGUUUACUCCACCACAGACCGCAGCAGCUUUGAGAGCGCCUCAGAGUUGCGAAUCCAGUUGCGUCGUAUCCGGCAAGCUGAAAACAUUCCCAUCAUACUUGUUGGAAACAAAAGUGACUUAGUACGCUCUCGAGAGGUGGCGGUGGAAGAGGGUCGGGCCUGCGCGGUGAUGUUCGACUGCAAGUUCAUCGAAACCUCUGCCUCCCUCCACCACAACGUUCACGAGCUCUUCGAGGGCAUCGUGAGGCAGAUUCGACUGAGGCAAGACAGCAAAGAGAUGAACGAACGCCGGCGUUCCAUCUACAAGCGAAAAGAGAGCAUCACCAAAAAGGCCAGACGCUUCCUGGAUCGGCUUGUGGCGAAGAACAACAAGAAGAUGGCCCUGAAGGUCCGCUCAAAAUCCUGCCAUGACCUCGCGGUUCUGUGAAUCCACAAGUGCACAAGUUGUGUCCACUCUCAUUUAUUGAACUUUGGAUCAUCUGUUGCAUUAUGGCUGAUGAUUAAGACAGAGAGAGUUUGUCUGUAAAAUUCGUCCACUUUUUUUAAGUUAAACAUUAAGACAUUUUUAUUUAGAGAUUUUUAUUUAUUCGUUGAUGUCAACAUGUGACCAAAUAGAAUUGUAACCACCCUAAAGACUGAAGUAUUGCUUUUUGUUAUAGAAUGUGUUUGAAUUAAACCAAAGGUUUAUUGCUGUAUAUCAACAAUUAAGUGGACUUUCAAUGAACAUUUCAUUAAUGUUUGCCUUAUCAGACUUAACAGGGAAAAAAUUAUACAAGCAAUAUUUAUUAAUCAGUGUUGGUUGUACAGUGUUUCUUAAAGAAUUCUAUUUGACAUUUCUUUAUUUCUAAAGAAAAAGUACUUUGUAUACAUUCAAAGACCUUUGAGAAAGGCACAGCCCGUUAGAAAAGGAGAGACAAGUUUAUUCUAAUAAUGCAAAAAAACAGAACAUGUCAGUCUUCAUUUACGAAGGGCAUGUGAAUAUUGAGAGUGUAUUUUCAGAUUAUAUGAAAAUAGAUGCUGGGUCAGUAAACUAUAACAUUAUUAAGGCGUCAGAUAUUUUUCCAGGAACCUAUUGCAACAAUAAAAAAAUGGUUUACAGAAUAUUUCUUUCUUAAUGUAUUUUUGUCUACUUUUUGGCACUGGAGAUUGAUGUUUUUGUACAACUCAGCGUUGUUUGUUUGUAAAUAUGUAAUGUCCAAUGUUUGUAAAAUAAUAAAUGACUCUGAAAUAUGUAA